GCACUUUAAUAAUUCUCGGGUAUAAUGGGUGUAAUAUUAAUUUCUGUCUUGUGAAAUAUUCUAGAAUCACUUUAAACAGAUUUACAGCGUUUUUCGUACUUUUAAAAAUUGCUUAGGGCAAAAUCCCCUUGUGUGAUAGCCUCCGGCCAUUUCUGCACCACAACUCGCCGAGGAUUUCAGAUUUGUUGAACUCGUUCCAAAGUCGACCAAGUGAAGAGAGAUUUCAAGUUUCUUUUUGCUUAACAUUCUCAACCAUGUAGUUUUCCAGCGAUUUACUAACUGAUGCAACAAUGUCUGUUCCAGAUUCUUUACAUCCUAAUCUAUUGCAAAAUAGCCAGAACGAUAAAUCUUCCAAUUUGAACGUGGGAGGAAGUCUUUUAACUAACUCCAUUCCUAGUGGAAGCCCAAAUUUGAAUAAUUUUGUGGCUCAUAAUGAUAUUAAGCUUAUUGCCUCAGCAUCUGCAGGUUUUAUUUCUCCUCCUACAUUUCCUCCACCUAUCGUCAAUGCCAAGAAAUCCAAGGCAUCGGGCAAAUCGGCCGUGAAUUCCAGCGCUCCGUCUUCCCAGAUGCGUUAUAUUAUCGGGAACUCAACGAAUGCUGCCCAGUCUCCUUCCUCACCGUGUCGGUCACCUGGAUUAGCUAUGGUGACCCCAGCCAGCUCAUUUGUUGGCGCCCCAGUGGCGCUGGGAGCCCCGCCAUCGACGAAUGCCCACCGUCAGACCAUUAUGAUUCGACCCAGUGCCUCCAAUGCCCCUCUUUCCACAAUGUCGCCUUCCCCUACGACUUUGAUGCCUAUUAAUCACGGAAAAGCAGGCGCAUCACCCAUUAAAGAGGAGAAUGCAUGGCCUUUUAUUCCUCCUGGAAAUAACAUGGCCAAAACGGGCUUGCACGUUAAUGCGCAGACGAUUACUGCGCCAAAUACGGCUACGACGAAAGUUGUACCCAUUCGUCCUGGACCAUCGUUGGUUGUUCAGAAUCAGUCCAACGUUUCAGUGAUCCGCCCGAUAUUAUCGGCGGCUGGACUGCAACAAAAUCAUGGAAACUUACCGAAUAAUAUUGGACAACCGAAUAGUGGUAUCGUGCGACAACCCUCACCAACACAGUUCGUAUCUUAUGCUCCAGCCGUACGAACCCCAUUGCUGUUCAGUAUGGAUCCGGCGCGGUUUUCCAAUGGCGUCCACCCUAAUGUUGCUGGUAUGCCUGCCAGUUCCAAUGCCCCAUCGACAGUAUCCCUUUUACCUACAUCCCUUACCCAGCCUUCCACGCCUGUGGGCAGCUCCGCUAAAGUGUUUCCAAAGUCGCCAAUUGUAGUUAAAGAAAAGUCUAAUGCGAAUGCGCGAAAACGCGAUGCGAAUGCAGUCAAAUCAAGGAAACCUAGCGCUGCAAAAAUAAAGCAAGAGGUUUCGCACGCUCCAUUUUCGUCUUGCGUGCCGACUCCUAAAAACCCCGAAGCCUUAUUGAACGGUGUUGGAUUAGCGCCGCAUGUGCCGGCUUCCUUACCUCCUAAAAGAUCACCGGACGGCGAUGAAGUUGCUGCGACUAAGAAAAGAAUCAAGAAGGCCCAUACUGAAGUGGAUAAGUCGGACGUGGUGGUGCCGCCUUCUAUCUCUCCGGGAGGCGUUGUAUCCUCUUCGACUCCGGCGCCGUUGCCGGAAGUGGCCCGUCCAUCCUCCAGAACGUCACCUGGUAGAAGUGUUUCCAGCAUGGGCGACAACGGUGUAACCGACAUUCUAUGUCGUGAUACUUUGUUAGCCGUAUCACCACCUCUUGACGCAAUGAAUGGCACGAACAUUGGAUCCACUGAGAACGGAGCAGUGAGAAAGAAAACCCGGUUGAUGUACGAAAGUGGAAUUAAAAAAUUGCAGCAGAACAAUUUGGAGCCUGUGGAAUCACAGCUUCCCAUGGGAUCGGUUUACUCCGAACCGCCUUCCAGUAUUCAUGUCGAGCAACCAGCGAAUAUAACUUCAGACAUUAAGGAAGAGAAAAAGCCAAGACGACCGAGGAAACCUCGUGAAAAGCCACCGACACCCCGCGUUCCCAAAGCCAGAAAAACGCGGCCUGUUAUAACCACAACAAAAGUUGUGCCGCUCGCGUUAACUCUAAAACAUACCGAAACAGAGGAACAGAAGAAGCAGAGACUGACAAAAUUGGCGAGGAAGUACUUCUCUCUUCCCGAUGAUCAGCGGCAGUGGCUGGCGGCCACCAAAAGUACCAGUCAGCUAAAACUGAUUCGUUGGUUACGGUUAGCGGAUGGAGCUUAUAUGCAUGCAGAAUCGGCGAGGAAUUCAGAAAAGAUGGAGCGACUUCGCGAUCAAAAAAUUCAUGCAGUCAUGGAUCUGGAGAAAUUGCAGGCUCCACUUCAACCGCGCUUAGCGCACUUUCUGCACUCCGAUGAUGUGGCGAAGAAAACUUCGUUGAUAAAAAAGAUUUGUAAUGAGGAAGCACCAACGAAGGGAGAAGUCAAAUGGCUGAAAGGGCAUUAUGAGCGGUUGUGCGAUGCUGAGAGGUCUGUAAUCCAUCAGGGCGAUGCUGCACUAUUGAGUCCUCUAGACAACUACUUGCCUUUAUGCCGAGCUGGGGAGGAGGCAACGAAUUCGAGUUCUGCAAGAAGGGAUGGCUACAACUUACCUUCCACUAGCAGACAUCAUGCUGACGAAGUUCCAUCGACACCUUCUUACAAGUUGGUGGAUUUUAAUUCCGUGCAGACUGCCCAUCAGUACAUCCGGAAAUUUCCCGAUAGCACCAAAGCCAUGGUGGAAUUACUCCCUAGUGGUAUGCCUUGUGCCGUCGUUCUCCUGUUCCAGCUUCCUAACAGCAAAGCAGUUCAUAUUAAAAAGAAAAUCAAAGCGCCCGAAGGAGGAUUCUCGUCUGUAGACGAUGCGCUAAAAGCCGCUGCAUCACUGUUGGAUCGCCUUGUUGUGAAGUUUUUGUGCCUGCCUCCUUUCCCGGUCCAUGUGCGCUAUCCGAUUGUGCCCGGUAGUUUGAACGAUGAUAUGAAGGACACUCCGAUGGCUUCGGAGAUUUCCCGGUGGAACUUUAGCAGGGAUAUGCAUGGGUGGGAAACGGUGCAGUACAUUAACGGACAUGAUCUCCAUGUGGACAUCGAUGAUCGCGGUGCGACCAACUCUGAUCUCUGUACCGACACUGAGAAGUCUACAGUACAAAGUAUGACCCAGAAUUAUCCCGUUGGUGUAGCGCCCACCGAUGAACUGUAUAGGAAUUUGGAGCAACAAAUUCAUACACGAACACCCAUAAAUCUCACGGCGAUGGCCAAUGAUCCUGUAGGGCAGCGGACUUGGCUGAGCUGGGAAUGUCGGCACCUGUCACAGCAGUAUUUUGAUUUGGAAGCAUGUCAGAAGCUCCAUGAAGCCUGGACGCUGGAGACGGUGAACAGGGUGAGGAGUCUGCAAUUGCCUGAUUCUAGUUUGGCUCGACUAGCGCGUCUGAUGGAACUGACUCAGGAUGGCAUUAAGAAGCCGAAGAUGUGCAGUGCAACAAUGAGCAAGACCAUUAAAUUGGGCGAGCAGGUGAGGGAUGUACUGGAAUCCUUCAAGAAAGAGCGACCCAUGACGCGGAGAAAACGAGCGGCGGCGGCUGCACGCAGCCAGCUGCUGGAGAGAUGAGACGUGUGGAUGCGGGAGAAGUCUAUUUGGUUAAAGAAUGGAUCUAUAUUAUAGCCUGUACUUCGGAUAGCCUGGAGCCGUGGAUCUCCGGAGUAGAAAUAUUAAUUCACAUAUGUCUUCGCAGUUCCUGUUUCUUCCGUUUUUGUUAUUUUGUCUGUAUGGUGUUAUUGUUGUCUUGAAAUUUAAUCGUUUGAGAAGUAUUGGUUUGUAAGCAGAACGAUUCGUUGCAGUUGUUGAUGGAGAUUAGCAGUUUAUAGUUUUUAAAAAAUGGUGACUAUCACUACUGUGCCAGAAAAAGCUGUCUAUCAAAAUAUUCUCAGCAUUUGAUGGCAAUUACUUAAUCUCUUUCUCCCUCGUUGAUGUCUCUUUUGCAAUUUUAUGCUUAUCGUUUGGUUGGAGAUUUGACUUUACCAUACACUGUUAUGUAAUGGAACUUUGUAUUGUAAAAUAUGCAAAUUUAGUAAAUUGAGACGA
Messenger RNA from Paramacrobiotus metropolitanus, 4097 nucleotides. RefSeq lists its product as uncharacterized. The transcript has 7 exons. The coding region runs from base 291 to 3623 and encodes 1110 amino acids. Lineage: Eukaryota; Metazoa; Tardigrada; Eutardigrada; Parachela; Macrobiotidae. The record is from RefSeq and is a predicted model, not a curated record.